CAGAGAGGUGGGGCAAAUAUGCUCUUACCGGUUUCGCUUUGCCUUUUCGUUCAACUGCCACAUUUCAAACUAGAAUGGCGACCGCUCUCUGCGGUCUACAGUCCACUGGCAGUAAAUCGGCAAAGACUCACCAAGACCAGCGCAGGAAAGCGAAGGACUCCCGGCGAAGACAGGCUGCUCUGCUGUUUCUCAGUAAUAUCUCACUCGACGGACGACCCCAGUGUCAACCUAGCGAUGGAAAUGUCGACCAGAAAGCCGCUGAGGAGCCCCAACCCAGGGACAGAGACUGCGGUGCCGCUGUUGUGCCCCAGCCGUCGGAUAGUCAAGGACCUGUCGCCCAGGUGACAGACGUCGCCGCAAGCGGUAGUGGCUCAUCCUCCAGUUUCCCAGGGGUGGUCGGUCCGGGUGGACCUUCUUUGGUAAUGUCCGGGCCAGGUGCUGUUGGAGCUAACGAGGUAUUUUUGGAUAAUACCAGUGCGGCCGAGACGCUAACCCCAGACACUCCUCUUUCUCCCGUCCCGACCGGACACCCGCACUGCUCCCGUGUCAAGUCAACGCCCGCCGCGCUCAGUCCCGUCGGUGCCGGUAAUUCUCUGGAUUCACGGCAGAGGCUGAGGAAUGUCUCUGGCUCACCGGGACCCAAAGUGCCAAAGAAAGUCCACUUCAUCAAGAGUAUGAGGCAGUACGAUACCCGAGGAUCCAGGAUCAUGCUGAUUUGUGCCAAGCGGUCGCUUUACGCUGCUUUCUCAGUGCUGCCCUAUGGAGAGAGUUCAAAUAUCAGUGACCCUAAGCUGGAGGCUCAGAGGCAAAGACUCUCCUCGGUGGUGGCUGCUGAUCUGCUUCCUUCUCUGGAAGGUGUGGAGAUGGGUGCCUGUGGAAAGACGGUGUCCUACGCUCAGUUUCUUUAUCCAACCAAUGCCUUGGUGAGACAAAAGAGCGGUGGCAGCAGCAGCGGUGGUCCACCAGAUAACUGCACAGCCCAGACCCCUCAGUCACGUUUCCGAGGCAACGGGCAGAAGGGCUUCACCCCUGCUCGUCUGAACAACAGCGUUGCACAGGACCCAUAUGUGGAGGAGGUGGUGGAAUAUGACCCCAACCUGCUCAGUGACCCUCAGUGGCCCUGCGGGAGACACAAGCGGGUUCUCAUAUUUGCAUCAUACGUGACGACGGUCAUUGAAUACGUGAAACCAUCUGACCUGAAGAAGGACAUGAAUGAGACUUUCAAGGAGAAGUUUCCCCACAUUAAACUGACACUGAGCAAGAUAAGAAGCCUGAAGAGAGAGAUGAGGGCCGUGAGCGAGGAGUGCGGCCUCCAGCCGGUGACCAUAGCAAUGGCUUUUGUUUACUUUGAGAAGCUGGUGCUGCAGGGACGCCUCAACAAGCAGAACAGGAAGCUGGUGGCGGCGGCGUGCGUGCUGCUGGCUGCAAAGAUCAGCAGCGAUCUGAGAAAGCCAGAAGUUAAACAGCUGAUUGAUAAGCUGGAGGAGCGUUUCCGCAUAAACAGACGCGAACUGAUUCCUCUGGAGUUCCCGGUACUGGUUGCCUUGGAGAUGGGACUAUAUCUCCCCGAGAGCAAGGUCAUGCCGCACUACCGAAGGCUGGUACAGCAAGGUUAGACCAGACGUGGCGGAGUAGGACGUGCACAUGUGUGGCGUGUCGACCAGUUUAUAAGCUGUGGUGUUUGAAAUAAAUACUUGUGGUACUAUUUAUUGUUGCUGUACAUUAACUAGGUUACACUCAGACUUGAUGGCAUGUGUUUCUCUCCCUGAAUGUCUUUUUGUAGGUGUGACGUUCUCAUGUUGAUCCAGUCAUGAGCUCUAUGUUAGAGAUGUUCACUGAGCACAUUAAUGGUGCUUUUAUUUUGGUUUCUUGUGGGUUUUUAGGAUGCCACCCUGUUUUAACGUCUUUGUAAAGGUACGCUGUGUGUGUGUGUGUGUGUGUGUGUGUGUGUGUGUGUGUGUGUGU
Maylandia zebra (zebra mbuna) is the source of this 1965-nucleotide messenger RNA. RefSeq names its product Cdk5 and Abl enzyme substrate 2a (gene cables2a). Lineage: Eukaryota; Metazoa; Chordata; Actinopteri; Cichliformes; Cichlidae. The record is from RefSeq and is a predicted model, not a curated record. Gene Ontology annotation, biological process: regulation of cell cycle.